GACCGAGUCCGAGCUGCCGUUCUGCCGCAGCUCGCUCUGGCCCCGAGCUCUGCAGGCGCUGAGGCGCGCGGGGGCCCAGGGCGCGGAGCAGCUGGAGGCGCAGAGGAGGCAGCUGCAGGGCGACCUGGAGCGCGAGAGGCUGGGCAGGGCGGCGCUGGAGCGGGAGGUGGGCGACCUCCGCCGCCGGGCGGAGCAGCGGCCGAGCGAGGCCGCGGCGGCGGCGCAGUCGGCCGGGGCCCUGGCGCUGCAGAGGCAGCUGGAGCUGGAGGCGAACGUGAACCGGAGCCUGCGUUCCGCGAAGGAGGCGGCGGAGCUGGAGGUGGAGAUCCAGGCGAGGCAGCGGCAGGAGGCGCUGCGCCGCUGCCAGGAGUUCGAGCGCGAGCUGCUGGAGGAGCGCCGCCGCAGCGUCGAGCUUGUGGUCGUGGCGCAGCAGGUGGAGCGCCGGUGCCUGGAGUCGGAGCAGCGGGCCCGCGACGCCGAGCGCCGCUUGGCCGAGUCCAAGGCAAUGAUGGCGGAGGAGGUGGGGUCCGUGCGGGAGGAGUGCAAGCACGAGGUCUCCAAGCUCCGAGGUGCCCUCGAUGAGCAGCGAUACAUAGCGGCCGAGGUGCAGGAGUUGGCGAGGUCGACGGGCUCGCCCUUUCGAUUCAAGGCGAUGCUGGCCUGAGGGCGCCCGGUAACCGGUGCUGCUGCCGUGUUUGUUACCCCCGCGCCUGCCCGUGUCUCGUCGUUUUGCCGUCCUGCUCGGGCGAUAGUGGGCAUGGCCGCUCUCUCGUUCGGGCUGCAGCGGCUGCUGUGGCGACUGUCGCGUUGCCAGUGCUUGCGUGGGCCGUAGUAGGGUAAGGUGCUCUUGCUCUUGCCGGUUGCACAUGCUGCUCGUAUUGGCAAGAGGAGUGUGCACGGUGCCACAAAUUGUCGACGCUUCGCGUGUCCCCAACAA
Messenger RNA from Prorocentrum cordatum, 937 nucleotides. NCBI's taxonomy places the organism in Eukaryota, Dinophyceae, Prorocentrales, Prorocentraceae. The record is from the annotation of a GenBank genome assembly.